UGCCAUCUGAAUUCAUCCCGGCCCAGAGAUACUAAUCAGCCCAGUUUUAUUGCCUGCUCCUUCCUGGCUAAACGUUCAGUGCUGCCUUUUUUUACGAGAGUAUACGUAUUAUGAACCCGGAUUCAGCAAUGGCAUCCCACCCAGCCAUGGCGCUUAACGGGGCCUCGGGGAUCCUACCACCAGGCUUAGCGGCCUCUACUUCGCAUACAACAAACCACUCGCUCACAGGAAGCGAAAAUUCUGACGAGGAAGCUGAUGACGACGAUGACGACGAAGACGAGUCACAAUUCACUGAUAUCGACAGAUACGGCCUCAGGGCCUUGUCCAGCGUCAUUAAGAUGCGGCAGACCGACCAGACACAGGUGGUCAUCGGGUCCGACCUAGCUCUCUUGGGCUUGGACUUGACCCAGCCUAACCAGAAGUUGUCCAAGACCUUUGCCUCGCCGUGGGUGGAGACGUCGCGUGCAGAAGUGGAGCCUCCGUUCAAGGUCCCGGCCUCGUUUGGAAUCAGUUCCUUGAAUUUACCAGCGCCAGACCAAACAAUUAGCACAUACACCGACGAGACGUUGUUCUUCAUCUUCUACACGAAGCCUAAGGACUUGUUGCAGGAGAUGGCGGCGCGAGAGUUGAUUGCACGCAACUGGAGAUACCACAAGGACCUCCAGGUGUGGUUGACCAAGUCCAGCGACUCGGAGCCGGUGCCGAUCAAUGGCGGGUGCGAGCGGGGUGUGUAUAUUUUCUUUGAUCCGCACAACUGGAUGAAGAUCAAAAAGGAGUUCAUGUUGUUCUACCACGCGAUUAUGUGAGGUCUAUGGGUGUUCAUAGAGUGUAUAUUAAGAAAUUUCCGCAAACGCAGUUGUAAGAAUCCGACCUACCAUGGGAGACGAGCCAGGCUGGUGGCGACCAAAAUAACAUCAGAUAUAGCACAUAAACAAUCACACUUAAUAAUGGCUGAAUCACUCAUCAUCUAGCAGGAUUCUUCUUGCGUAGGAAUCACGAGACUUAUGAUUUCCAGAAACUUUCUUUAGCCUUUAAACAUGAUUUAGGGGAAAGUUAUUGAUAUUACCUCCUGCAUAUUUGCGAUGACAUGAAAAAAAUAUCUUCACUUAUCACUACAAAUUUUGGCUCCAAUAUAUUAGCUCCUCCAAUAUUA
Molecule: messenger RNA, 1153 nt
Organism: Babjeviella inositovora NRRL Y-12698
Lineage: Eukaryota; Fungi; Ascomycota; Pichiomycetes; Serinales
Product: CCR4-NOT core subunit
Exons: 1
Coding region: 129-806 (225 amino acids)
Biological process (GO): regulation of DNA-templated transcription; nuclear-transcribed mRNA poly(A) tail shortening
Cellular component (GO): CCR4-NOT core complex; P-body
Source: RefSeq, a predicted model, not a curated record